Molecule: messenger RNA, 1278 nt
Organism: Merops nubicus (carmine bee-eater)
Lineage: Eukaryota; Metazoa; Chordata; Aves; Coraciiformes; Meropidae
Gene: CRTAM
Product: cytotoxic and regulatory T cell molecule
Exons: 11
Coding region: 1-1278 (425 amino acids)
Biological process (GO): detection of tumor cell; cell recognition; positive regulation of natural killer cell mediated cytotoxicity directed against tumor cell target
Cellular component (GO): plasma membrane
Molecular function (GO): signaling receptor binding
Source: RefSeq, a predicted model, not a curated record
AUGGCAGAUGUUGCAGGAGCUGGCAGUGAGACCAUAACUCUAAGGGAAGGAGAGGACCUGAACCUUCGCUGUGCCCUGAGCAGCAGUGAUGGUUCUGCCCGGCAGUGGUUCAACCCCCAGGGCUUUGCCAUCUACCUCAACUUAGAGCGAGCUUUACGAGAUCAGAGAUACAAACUUAUCCAUUAUUCAAGGGAUGAAUUCUCCAUCCAGCUGUCUAACGUAACCGUGCACGAUGAAGGAGUAUAUAAAUGCCUCUAUUAUGGCAUCCCCUUCAGGAGCAAGAACAAGACUGUUGAGGUGUUAGCUGCUCCUUCUAAUCCAGUCCUGGAAGUAUCCCAAGACACAGAAAGAAACAUUAGGCUGUCUUGCUACACCCGAGGCUGUAAACCACAGCCCCAGAUUACCUGGCUGCUGGACAAUGGGAUAGAGCUCGCUGGUGACACUAGGCACAAGCUGGAGGCUGAUGGGAAGAAGUGGAGCAGUGCCAGCCUGCUGACAGUCCUUGCCCACGGGCCCCGUUCCACAGCCAGCUGCAUCGUUCGCCACCGAGCGCUGGGGGAGGAGAAGCUGAGGGCAUCUCUCCGGUUUGAGGACCUCCCUAGGACAGUGACAAAACCAAAUCCUGUACCAGCAGAGCUGGAGGUGAAUACACAUGUCUCCAAGAAGGAGCAAUCUACAGUGACCACACCAGUGUCAGAUCUCAGCAGCAGCGUGGCCUCCUCUCCAGGCUUCCCACAGCACACUGGGUCUGAAGUAACAGCAGCUGCAGAAGGAAAGGAAGAGCUGGGUGGUUCAUCAAGUGAUGGUGUCCCCAACGGGACUGAAGCAGCAUUCGGUGGCAAUGUGACAGAAGAGGAACUUUCCAGGACAGAAGCCCCAAGGGAAAAUGUGACUGUGAUUUCCAUCAUCACCUUUGACCAAGAUCUGAAAUCUGAAGGUAUCAAAAAGAAGGAGAAUAAUCUCUUGCUGCCAUUCCUGGUGGCUGCUCUGAUUUUUGUGCUGCUCAUCAUUGUCCUGCUUUUUUUGAGGAAGCUGAAGAAAGCUCAUGGAGUGUGGAAAAGAGAAAAUGAUGUUUCAGAGCAGACACUGGAGAGUUAUAAAUCCAAAUCUAAUGAAGACAGUCCAGGCCACGAGAAGAAUGGAUAUGCUGUCAGUCAGAAAUCCAACAUGCAAUAUGUAACAGAAGGAUUAAUGCAAACAAUGCAGAGGAAUCCAAAAGACAAAAACAUGGCAAUAAACGAGAAACUGUUUGGAUGUGCAAAGGAAACGGAUGUAUAG